Lachnellula hyalina is the source of this 1683-nucleotide messenger RNA. RefSeq names its product Aldehyde dehydrogenase. The record is from RefSeq and is a predicted model, not a curated record. Bases 1 to 1683 code for a protein of 560 amino acids. The transcript is spliced from 3 exons. NCBI's taxonomy places the organism in Eukaryota, Fungi, Ascomycota, Leotiomycetes, Helotiales, Lachnaceae. Gene Ontology annotation, molecular function: oxidoreductase activity, acting on the aldehyde or oxo group of donors, NAD or NADP as acceptor.
AUGCCACCAUUCCUUUGUUCUCAAUCUUUACACAUUCGAAGCAUAGUAUUGAAACGCGUGCAACAUUCACCCCCACCUCUACUCAGCUUGGUAACCCGUACCCCUCCCCGUCCAACCUCAACUCCUAGACUCGGAACUCCUUCCUUCAGAUCGUUCAGCACUACCUCUACGAAGAUGUCAGACCUCAUAAUCGAACUCACUGCCCCCAAUGGCAAGAAAUUCAGUCAGCCAACGGGUCUCUUCAUCAACAACGAAUGGAUCAAGAGCAGCAGCGGCGAGAAGAUAACCACUAUCAACCCCACUGAUGAAUCCGACAUUGUGUCCGUCUACGCCGCAACAGUUGGAGAUAUCGACACCGCUGUCGCAGCAGCCCGCAAAGCCCUCAAAGACCCCUCAUGGCGCGACAUUACCCCCACCGAACGCGGAAACCUGAUGAUCAAACUCUCAGAUUUGAUAAAAGAGAACGCGGAUACCCUGGCUACGAUUGAGACGUGGGACAACGGAAAGAUCUAUAAUGAUUCUCUGGGCGAUGUGGCGGAAACAGAGGGCACGAUCAGAUACUAUGGUGGAUAUGCGGACAAGAUCCAUGGCCAGACUAUUGAUGUUGGUCCUUCGAAGUUGGCAUAUACUAUUCGGGAGCCGGUGGGUGUCUGCGGACAGAUCAUUCCUUGGAAUUUCCCGCUUGCCAUGGCGGCUUGGAAGAUGGGUCCAGCGCUGGCGUGCGGAAAUACAAUUGUCAUCAAGGCUGCUGAACAGACUCCGUUGAGUAUCUUAUACCUGGCAAAUCUGAUCAAGGAGGCUGGUUUCCCGCCUGGAGUAGUUAACAUCGUGAAUGGACACGGAAGGGAAGCUGGUGCAGCUAUUGCAACACAUUUGGACAUUGACAAGGUUGCCUUUACAGGAAGCACUGGGACCGGUAAGGAGAUCAUGAAGAUGGCCGCUAUAAACAUGAAGAACAUUACUCUUGAGACCGGUGGUAAAUCACCCCUCAUCGUCUUUGAUGAUGCAGAGCUCGACCAAGCCGUUAAAUGGGCUCAUAUCGGUAUUAUGUUCAACCAGGGCCAAGUUUGUACCGCAACCUCCAGAAUUUUAGUCCAAGAGUCCAUCUACGACUCCUUCGUCUCUGCCUUCAAAGAGCACGUCCAAGAAGUCUCCGUCGUCGGCGACCCAUUUGCAGCCACCACGUUCCAAGGGCCCCAAGUAACACGAGCGCAAUACGAGCGCGUCCUCAGCUUCGUACAAGCCGGAAAAGACGAAGGCGCUACCUUGGUCUCGGGAGGCGAGGCAUUCACCAAGGGCUCUGCAAACGGAAAGGGCUUCUUCAUCACCCCCACGAUAUUCACCGGUGUCAAGCCGAGCAUGAAAAUCUACCGCGAAGAAGUCUUCGGUCCCUUCGUCGUUAUCGCUAGUUUCAAGACGGAAGAAGAGGCGCUAGAAAUGGCGAAUGAUAGUACGUAUGGACUUGGCAGUGCAGUGUUCACGCAGAACAUCACGAGGGCGCAUCGCGUUGCGAAGAACAUCGAGGCGGGCAUGGUGUGGAUCAACAGUAGCAAUGACUCGGAUUACCGGAUUCCGUUUGGCGGCGUCAAGCAGAGUGGUAUCGGACGGGAGCUGGGCGAGGCUGGGCUGGCGGGGUAUACGCAGGUUAAAGCUGUGCAUGUUAAUAUGGGCAAUAGGCUUUAG